Molecule: messenger RNA, 789 nt
Organism: Rangifer tarandus platyrhynchus (Svalbard reindeer)
Lineage: Eukaryota; Metazoa; Chordata; Mammalia; Artiodactyla; Cervidae
Source: the annotation of a GenBank genome assembly
AUGCCUACUAUUCCCAUGGGAGCCCCUGCCUUGCUGUGGCUAGCUCUGCUGCUUUUCUCUACAGAUGGCAUGUCACCAGUCAUCUGGAAAUCUAAGGUGUUCUUGAAUCCACCAUGGAGAGAAAUAUUUAGAGGAGACACUGUGAGUCUGACAUGUGGUACAAACAGUUCCUCUGAAGAUAAGUCCCCUGUGUGGAUCCACAAUCGAACCCGUUUGACAGUGUCAAAUUCAAGAUUGGACAUUGUGAAUGCAGACAUGCAGAACAGUGGGGAAUACCAAUGCCGAAUCAAAGGAUAUGCCGUUAGUGAACCUGUGUACCUAAAUGUCACCAGUGACUGGUUGCUCCUUCAGGCCUCUGCUGAGGUGAUGUUAGAGGGUGAGUCCCUCUUCCUCAGGUGCCACAGUUGGAGGAAUCUGAAUGUCUUCAAGGUGAUCUACUACAAGGAUAACACAUCUCUCAAGUACUGGUAUGAGAACCACAACAUCUCCAUCACCAAUGUCACAGAAGAAGACAGUGGCAUCUAUUACUGCGAGGGUAGAGUUCAGAAGCUCCCCCGCACCUCUAAUAAACUCAGGAUUACAGUAAAAAAAGAGUACACGUACACUCAAAGCAACUAUUUCUGGCUACAAUUUCUUAUCCCAUUGUUGGUGAUGAUUCUGUUUGCUGUGGACACAGCGUUGCUUGUCUCAACCCAGAAGCAGUUCACGUUACUCUUGAAGAUGAAGAGAACCAGGAAACGCAACAGAUUUACGGACCCACAGCCUAAACCAGAUCCCCCAGGGAACUGA